Theileria annulata is the source of this 855-nucleotide messenger RNA. RefSeq lists its product as uncharacterized. The transcript has 2 exons. The record is from RefSeq and is a predicted model, not a curated record. NCBI's taxonomy places the organism in Eukaryota, Apicomplexa, Aconoidasida, Piroplasmida, Theileriidae. Bases 1 to 855 code for a protein of 284 amino acids.
AUGGAAGGCUAUCGCACUAAUAGGUCAACGACUAAAAGUCAGGCUCAGAAUCCACCAAAACAGGCUACACUUUUACAAAAACCCGGUAACAUAAAAUCCUCUAACCCUCCUUCCAAGGUUUCAAAUCCUGAUUCUACCCAAAGUAACUCUUCUGGUACCAGAUUGGUAUACAAUAAGGACCAGAACACACAAGACUCAUUUUCUGGGAAAUUAAAACCAGGAGAUGAGGUUAGAACAAAGAGAGCCAGGACUGCAAAACCUGACGAUGAAAAGACUGUAAAGAACCCCGAGGCCAUAAGUCCUGUAAGGACGGAUAAUGAGGACCUGAUCAACGGUCUUGCUCUACAGCGCCAAUGGGACGAGAAGCCAGAUAUUGACAACCUUUCAAACUCACUACUCAACUUGUACCAAAAGCUUGAAUCGAAAGAUCGUUCUGGGCUGGCUGAUUUGAGGGCCAAGAUAUUCCUAUCUUCUCUAAGGGUCCGAUCAAAGAGUAUUUCCUACCUUAAUUUCACUGGAAGUCGUCUGAAAUCAGUAAUAAAGUUCUCAAAACACUUGAAUCUAAAGUAUAACACUGUCAAUUAUAAUGUUCCCAGGAUUGAGAAGCACUAUUUAGCCCUGUGCAAGUAUUAUCAGAGGAAAAGAGGCCUGAACGAGGUUUAUGAAAAGUUGAGUAGUGUAGUUUCCAAGCUCCCUGGCGUAAAACAGGCCCAGCAAACUGCCGAAGAACUGGCUGUUAACAAAGCUAAAACACUUGAGAAAAUCGCAAAAAUAAAGGAACAGAUUCAGGCGCAAAAGGAUCAAAUUAACGAAAUCACGCAGUCACUUUCAAAUAUUCUAGAUGAAGAAUCUUAA